Molecule: messenger RNA, 1856 nt
Organism: Cebus imitator (Panamanian white-faced capuchin)
Lineage: Eukaryota; Metazoa; Chordata; Mammalia; Primates; Cebidae
Exons: 5
Coding region: 534-1103 (189 amino acids)
Source: RefSeq, a predicted model, not a curated record
GAGAGACCCCGGUUCCCGAAGGUGAUUGGGCGCGGGAGGAGGGGCAGCGGGAGGAGCGGGUCCCGCGGCGGGGCUCGCAGGAAUCGCUGGCUCCGGCUGCCACCUAGCGGACGGGAGCCGCUCCCGGGCGGCACAACGCCGAGUCCCUCCUCCCCUCCCCGCAGGCAGCCUGUGCCUUUUCUCCAAACGAAGACAGCACUUUGAAAAUUCUUUCAAUGGAUUUUUUUUUCCUUGAAAGAUCGUACUGGGGGAAAAUGAUACUUCUAUUAGUUACAUAUUCUCCAAUCGCAUACUCGCACCCCCCUCGUUUUGAGAUCGCUCCCCUAGGCAGGCUCAGGCGGGCGCGGAGCGGCGCGGAGUGACAAAGCCGCUGCUGCCGCCGCCGGGGGUGGGAGCCGCUCUUGCCCGCCCGCCCCUCGACUCGCGAGGGCGUAAAAGUUUGUCUCAGCUCGAGCAUUCGUAGCGCCAACACGCCCUCAGGUAAAGGUGGAAGUAAAUGGCCACGCUGUAUUGACAGAGCCCCUCCAGCUCGAAUGAUGGAGAGACUGUCAAUGCACUCCGCGAGCGCUGGCCCAUUGUACGCGGCUGAUGGCGAGGAGGCGACUGGGGCUGGCAGGGGCUCCUUGCCCUCGCCCCUAUGCCCAAAUAAACGCGCAAACGCGCUCCCAUCUUCUGGUCACUUAAAAGGUGAAACGAACACGAUUAAAAUAGACCAAAAAAAGAAAGAAAAGAAAACCUUUCUAUGUACAAAUUCUAAAUCGUACUCCCCAUACAGCCAGAGGCAGGGAGUCGAGGGCAGAGGCAGCAGGCAAAGAGAGGGAGACAGGGCGCGGGAAGGAGAACCCGGAGAGAGACGGAGGGAGUGGGAGACGAGCAAGAGCGAGCACCAGGGCACCGCAGGCACGCUGGACGCCCGGUCCACAGGCCCAGCCGCCCUCGGACCCUGGACCGUGCGUCGUGGGCACCAGAAACGAGACUCGGCCAAAUCCUGCCUCACCAGAUUGAGAAACGGAAAUACCACCACCCUUCAGCCAAUCUGCUGGGAGGACUGCUUGCAGGGGACUCGUGCUCCAGAUGUUGCACUAGAGGCGCUGCAAGUGUGAGCAGCAGGUAGAUGAAACUCAAGAGAAAAGUGUGGGUAAAUGAAACUAGCCAAUGAUGAACCCGUUUUCUCCCUGACCACAAUAUGAACCAGGAUGAUGGCGAUACACUGCCUCUAGGACUGGGACAGAUAGCCACUGAGAACCUGCUUCAAAUCACCUUGCACAUUUUCUUGUUGGAAAGAUAACCACUGGAAAACCAUCUCGUUACCUUCAGCAAAAGCGGAAACCAAUCAAGACAUUUAGAAUGCCACAGCAGACAGCAGUGGUUCAGCAGAGGAAGUUUACAAGAUGGUGUGCCACACUAGCUAGAAAUCAGAAAAGAUCGAAGUUAGCCUUUUUAUCUCAGCUGCUCCUUAAAUCAGUGCAACCCCUCCAAAUUAAUGUGAAUUAAAACAUGCAUUGCCUUUCAACUUAAUUCAGUACUUACUAUGUGUGAACCACUGUACAAAAUAGGGGAAGAAAAUGAGGGCAACAAAGAUGUGGGGCCUGUCCUCAAUAAAUUUAGAGUUAGUUUCAGGGUACAUUUUUUUUUUCUUCUGCUGUUGAUUAGGUCUAUCCCUAAGACAAGAAAUAAAUGAAUGGAAAAGUAUAUUCUGUAAGUGUUUUAAAUCUCUUUAAUAAAAAACAAAACAAAACCCCAAAACUCCUAACAUGGGCAACUCGGGACAUUUUAAUCCCCCUUUUUUUGUUGGACUUCUGAUAAGAUACAUUUUAUUGAUUCCAUAAAUAUUCAGUAGACUUUAGAGAUAUUAA